AUGAGUCUCUUUGUCCAAGUUUGUACGCACAUAAUCCAUUAUACUAGAUGUAUUAUCAUUUUAAAUAUUCUUAGAUAGCGAGUUUUUUUAUCAUUUCAGAAUAUUACUGAUAUUUAUGAUUGGAAAUGUUUCAUUUUUUUAUCUCAAUCAAAAAUACUUUAAAUGGUAACUUGAGAUUAAAUCUACAACCUAAAAGCUGGUUAAUUACAUCUUUAUUUUGAUAUUUCUAAAAGGAAUGCUUGAUUUUAUCAGCUUGAAUAAAUCCAAUUGGAUACCUCAUUUAUUAGUAAUACUUUAUACUUUUUUAUAUUUAUUGCAUCUUAAUACUUAUUUAUUCAAAGUAAAAAGAUUUAUUUAACAUUAGUAAAACAAUACAGUAGUGUUUCAUAAUUAAUCACUUCUGUGUUUCACUAUAUGCAAACUAAAAUCCCUGUUUGUUAUUUAGGAUGUUUAUUAAAAUCUAGCCGAGACUCAUUUUGUAAUCCCAAGAAAGCUGAUGGAGACGGGAUUUGUUGGAAUAAUUGCUGCCUUAUUUUUAAGAGAUUACAUUUUUAGUCUUGGAACUCUGUUUAUUCUAGGAGGAUUCUUAAUGUUCUUAGUAUGGGAUACCUCGCUUGUGUCUACAGUAAUUAUUCUUUUAUAUUCUAAGUCAUCGAAGCUCACUUUAAAAGAUUAAUAUUAAGCAGCUAGUUUGUUCUUUUUAGAUAUUCUAAUGCCAAUCAGAAAUAUUUUCCUAGUACUUCUUGCUUGA
Messenger RNA from Paramecium octaurelia, 751 nucleotides. Lineage: Eukaryota; Ciliophora; Oligohymenophorea; Peniculida; Parameciidae. The record is from the annotation of a GenBank genome assembly.